AUAUGAUAUAGCUUCAGAAUUUUAUGUGAAGCAGUGACUUGUGAAGAGAAAAAAAAAACUUUCCCAUUUAUCAUAUAAUGUUUUGCAGACGAUUAUUGAUGGAGUCUCUUCUUCUUCUUCUUCUCUUGGUGGUCAUAACAUCGCUCCAUGAAAGUAGCUACGCAGAGAAUACGAGACCUGUUGUGUGUUCUUCUUCGUCAUGUGGUAGUAUCUCUAAUAUAACAUCUCCUUUUCGACUCACCACUGAUCCAUUGAGCUGUGGAGACUUAAGGUACAAUCUUUCUUGUGAGAACAACAUUACAGUCUUAAACUUGCCUAUUCAACAUGGAUACACAAAUAACUUUAUUAAUUAUCAAAGAUACUACUACGUACUGGCAAUCAACUAUAACAACUAUACGAUUCGAGUUGUUGAUCCCAAUUUUCACAAACAUCAUCAAAACUACUCAUCCUUCUUCACCAACAAUACUUUGUCCUCUGGAGAUUCCAGUUUAUAUGAUAGUAGUUAUGAAGCACAAUUUGCUUUGGACACUGGAACAUAUAAUUUUUUUGAAGAAAAGUACCGAAAAGUUGUGAAAACUCUAGUGUUGGUUAACUGUGAAAGAGCAGUAAUGAAUUCUUCUUACGUUGAUGCAACUCCUUGCAUAUUAAAGAGUAAUAAUAGCAGUUUUAUUUGGUCUUAUUAUCUUUUGGAUAUUGAUGAAAUGAAUCCUUCUGAGUUGGUGGAGUCUUGUUGGAUAAAACAAGUGAGUCUCGUAGAUGAAACAAGCUUUCAAGGAUCCAAACCUUCCUGUUAUGACAUCAACAAGCAGCUAGCUCUAGGGUUUCAGCUUUCAUGGAUCCAAAGCUUUGACAAAACAGAAGGGAGUGGACAAGUUUGUCGCCUCAACGAAAAGUCCAACAAAGUUAGCUGUAGUUAUUAUUCUAAAUGCAUGUUUAGAGAAACAUUCAGACCAAAUGAAAGAAAUGAUAAGUGUGACUCGUCCGAAAUAUUUUUGAGCAAGGUUAUGGCUUACACAAAAUAUUACUUAUACGAUAUAGGAAGUUACAAAUAUAUCGCCGGAUUCUUGGCACCAAGAACACUACCUGGAAUUAUAUUUGUGAUUUUCCUAAUGGUGUAUAAGUGGAGAAGAAGACAUUUGUCAAUGUACAAUGGCAUCGAAGAUUUCCUCCAAAGUCAUAACAACCUCAUGCCUAUACGAUAUUCUUAUCGAGACAUUAGGAAGAUGACCAAAGAUUUCAAAGAGAAACUAGGUGAAGGAGGGUUUGGCACUGUGUAUAAAGGACAACUUUCUAGUGGUCCCUUUGUUGCGGUCAAAAUGUUGGGAAAAUCCAAGAUUAACAAUGAUCAAGAUUUCAUUAAUGAAGUUGCUACAAUAGGAAGAAUUCACCAUGUCAACAUUGUAAGAUUAAUUGGGUUUUGUGUUGAUGGUACAUGGCGGGCUCUUAUAUACGAAUUCAUGUCUAAUGGAUCUCUAGACAAGUACAUUUUUUCACAAGAAAUUAUGAAUAAUGUAGUCUCCUCAAGUUUUAGCCAAGUAUUGUUUGAGAUCUCACUUGGAAUAGCUCGUGGUAUUGAGUAUCUUCAUCGAGGUUGUGGUAUGCGUAUUCUUCAUUUUGAUAUUAAGCCUCACAACAUUCUAUUGGACGAGAAUUUUAUUCCAAAAGUUUCUGAUUUCGGGCUAGCAAGAUCAUACUCGUUGGAUAAUAGCCUAGUAUCUUUAACUGUUGCAAGAGGAACCAUGGGAUACAUAGCUCCGGAAUUGUUCUAUAAAAAUAUUGGAAAAGUAUCGAACAAAUCUGAUGUGUACAGUUUUGGAAUGUUGUUAAUGGAAAUGGCGAAUCGAAGAAAAAAUGUGAAUAGACAUACAGAAAACUCAAGCGACAUUUAUCUCCCCUUACUGAUACACAAGCAACUGAACGAAGGGAAGAAGGUGAAAAUAGAUGAUGAACAUGUGACUGAAGAAGAAUCAGAGACAAUAAAAAAGAUGGCCAUAGUUGCAUUGUGGUGUAUACAACUAAGGCCUUGUGAUCGCCCUACAAUGAGCCAAGUCAUAGAAAUGCUUGAAAGUAACAUCGAAUGCCUACAAGUACCCCCAAAUCUUCAUCUAUAUCCUCAAGAGCAAAUGAGCAAAAAUAGUGAGACAUCUUUCUCAUUAAAACUGUCUAGAGAGGAUUCUACAGAUGUCAGCAAUUAUUAGAUUAAGAUAAUUAUCAAAUUUGUAAGCUUGAACAUAAACUUUGUUAAAUGAUAACUAUCAAUUUAAAUAUAAUGUUGUUUUCUUCC
Humulus lupulus (European hop) is the source of this 2284-nucleotide messenger RNA. Its product is annotated as rust resistance kinase Lr10-like. NCBI's taxonomy places the organism in Eukaryota, Viridiplantae, Streptophyta, Magnoliopsida, Rosales, Cannabaceae. Gene Ontology annotation, biological process: protein phosphorylation. The transcript is spliced from 4 exons. Gene Ontology annotation, molecular function: ATP binding; polysaccharide binding; protein kinase activity. The record is from RefSeq and is a predicted model, not a curated record. Bases 78 to 2198 code for a protein of 706 amino acids.